AUGGUCGAAGCUGUUGGUCUCACAACCUCUCAAGAUGUCUGGGUUGCGCUGGAACGUCCUUUCAGCCACCCCUCCAAAACUCGAGAGAUACGGCUAAAAGAUAGGCUUCACUUGAUGAAGAAAGGAACUAUAUCUGUUGCUGACUAUUCUUGGGCCUUCAAACCUCUCUGUGAUCAACUAAUGGCUAUCGGACGACCAGUCGAUGAUGUCGACAAAUCCCAUUGUCAGACAAAGUAUGCUCGAGAUAUUUUUGUCCGGACCCAACUCCUUUAUUGCAAACCGGUUGCUACCCUUAUAGUCGUGGCUCAGCGAAUUUCUUCUGAUGUCUCCUCCUUUGUCGAUGUCACACUCCACCGCUCUCUUGUCAGAGCAUUGCAAUAUUUGACUAUCACUCGGCCUGACAUUACUCAUUCUGUUAAUUCUGUCAGCCAAUAUUUGCAUGCACCCACCAACGACCAUUUUCAAGUUGUCGAACAUAUCAUUCGUUAUGUCAAAGGAACACUUCAUUUUGACUUGACGAUGACUACCUCAUCCUUCACUGGUAUUGUUGCUUACUCCAAUGUUGAUUGGGCAGGCUGUCUGAACACCCAUCCCUCCACUUCAUGCUAUUCUAUUUACCUGGGUGAAAAUCUUGUCUCUUGGAGUGCUAAAAAGCAACCCACAGUCUCUCGCUUCAAUUGUGAAUCCAAGUAUCGUGCUCUUGGCCUUGUUGCUGCUGAGAUCCUUUGA
This is a messenger RNA of Juglans regia (Persian walnut), 729 nucleotides long. RefSeq lists its product as uncharacterized. The record is from RefSeq and is a predicted model, not a curated record. The transcript has 2 exons. Bases 1 to 729 code for a protein of 242 amino acids. Lineage: Eukaryota; Viridiplantae; Streptophyta; Magnoliopsida; Fagales; Juglandaceae.